Messenger RNA from Rubroshorea leprosula, 3361 nucleotides. NCBI's taxonomy places the organism in Eukaryota, Viridiplantae, Streptophyta, Magnoliopsida, Malvales, Dipterocarpaceae. The record is from the annotation of a GenBank genome assembly.
AAAAUACUCAUUUCUUCUUCCCCUCCCUCCUCCUCGCCGGAGAGAGAAGACGACGAUGAGAAUCCGCCUCCUCCUCCUCUUCCUCCUCGUCCACAUUUCCCAUUCCUUCGGCGCACGCGUCGUCUCUGAGUACCGAGCCUUGCUUACUGUCAAAUCCGCCAUCACCGACGAUCAAUCCGCGCUCGCCUCCUGGAAUGCCACCACCUCCCACUGUUCCUGGGCUGGUGUCACCUGUGACCUUUCCGGCCAACACGUCACUUCCUUGAACCUUUCCGGCCUUAACCUUACGGGGACGCUUUCACCUGCCCUGGCUCACCUACGCUUCCUCCAAAACCUGUCUGUUGCGUUGAACCAGCUCUCAGGGCCCAUUCCCACUGAGCUUUCGGCUCUCUCUGCUCUCCAAUUUCUCAACCUUUCGAACAAUGUCUUCGACGGUUCAUUCCCUCACCAACUCUCUCAGUUGAAAAACCUCCAGGUUCUCGAUUUGUACAAUAACAAUCUGACCGGGGAGUUGCCGGUUUCCGUUACGCAGCUUCCUAAUUUGAGGCAUUUGCAUUUGGGCGGAAACUAUUUCAGUGGUCAGAUCCCGCCGUCGUAUGGCAGCUGGGAGUUUUUGGAGUAUUUAGCGAUUUCCGGCAACGAGCUACUCGGUAAAAUCCCUCCGGAAAUCGGUAACUUGACCAAGCUACAGCAGCUGUAUAUUGGUUAUUACAACAACUUUGAAGGAGGCUUGCCCGCGGAGAUCGGGAACUUGUCGGAGCUAGUGAGGUUCGAUGCCGCCAACUGCGCUUUAUCCGGCCAGAUACCACCAGAAAUCGCUAAGUUGCAGAAGCUGGAUACACUUUUUCUCCAAGUGAAUGUUCUCUCGGGUCCUCUUACGCCUGAGCUUGGGAGUUUGAAGAGCCUGAAAUCCAUGGACUUGUCAAACAAUUUUCUCACCGGAGAUAUACCGGACACUUUUGCGCAGCUCAAGAACUUGACGCUGUUGAAUCUGUUUAGGAACAAGCUCCAUGGGUGGAUUCCGGAGUUUAUCGCUGAGUUGCCGGAGCUGGAGGUGCUGCAGUUGUGGGAAAAUAACUUUACUGGGAGCAUUCCUCAGGGGUUGGGAACUAAUGAAAAGUUGCAGCUUCUUGACGUUUCUUCCAAUAAGUUGACAGGAACUCUGCCGCCGGACAUGUGCUCCGGUGACAAUUUGCACACUGUGAUUACUUUGGGCAACUUCUUGUUCGGUCCGAUACCAGAAUCAUUAGGGAAGUGUCAGUCUUUGAGUCGGAUUCGGAUGGGAGAGAACUUCCUUAAUGGGUCGAUUCCGAAGGGGCUUUUCGGGUUGCCGCAGCUCACCCAAGUUGAAUUGCAAGAUAACAUUCUCACUGGAGAGUUCCCCGUGACAGAUUCCAUAUCUGAGAAUCUGGGUCAGAUCAGUCUUUCCAACAAUCAGCUUACCGGCUCGUUACCAGCUACAAUCGGUAACUUUUCCGGGGUGCAGAAGCUGCUUCUUGACGGUAACAGGUUCUCGGGUCAGAUCCCUCCGGAGAUUGGUAGAUUGCAGCAGCUGUCAAAAAUGGACUUCAGCCACAACAAGUUAUCCGGACCCAUUGCCCCAGAGAUUAGCCAAUGCAAGAUGUUAGCUUUCAUUGAUCUUAGUCGAAAUGAUCUUUCCGGUGAGAUUCCGACUGAGAUCACAGGUAUGAGGAUACUGAAUUACUUGAAUCUGUCAAGAAAUCAUUUGGUUGGUAGUAUUCCUGGGUCAAUAGCUUCUAUGCAGAGUUUAACUUCUGUUGAUUUCUCGUAUAACAAUCUCUCUGGUUUGGUUCCGGGCACGGGUCAAUUUAGUUACUUUAACUACACAUCAUUUUUGGGGAAUCCUGGACUCUGUGGCCCUUAUUUGGGACCCUGUAGAGAUGGGGUUGCUAAUGGAACCCAUCAAACCCAUGUGAAGGGGGGACUCUCUCCUUCUUUGAAGCUUUUGCUUGUUAUUGGGCUGCUUGUGUGCUCCAUCUUGUUUGCAGUUGCGGCAAUAUUCAAGGCAAGAUCAUUGAAGAAGGCUAGUGAGGCCCGAGCUUGGAAAUUGACAGCAUUCCAGCGCUUGGAGUUCGCUUGUGAUGAUGUCUUGGAUUGCUUGAAGGAGGAUAACAUUAUUGGGAAAGGUGGUGCAGGAAUUGUGUACAAGGGGGUUAUGCCUAAUGGUGAUCAGGUUGCGGUGAAGAGACUACCUGCAAUGAGCCGGGGGUUUUCUCAUGACCAUGGAUUUAAUGCUGAGAUACAGACUCUGGGAAGGAUUAGGCACAGGCAUAUUGUUAGACUGUUGGGUUUCUGCUCAAAUCAUGAGACUAAUCUUUUGGUCUAUGAGUACAUGCCUAAUGGAAGCUUGGGAGAGGUUCUUCAUGGCAAGAAAGGGGGUCAUUUGCAUUGGGAUACAAGGUAUAAGAUUGCCGUGGAGGCUGCUAAGGGCCUUUGCUAUCUGCACCAUGAUUGCUCGCCUUUGAUUGUCCAUCGUGAUGUGAAAUCAAACAACAUCCUUCUGGACUUUAAUUUUGAAGCUCAUGUUGCUGAUUUUGGCCUGGCUAAAUUCCUGCAAGAUUCGGGCACAUCCGAGUGCAUGUCUGCAAUUGCCGGUUCUUAUGGUUACAUCGCCCCAGAGUAUGCUUACACACUGAAGGUAGAUGAGAAGAGCGAUGUGUACAGCUUUGGUGUGGUGCUGUUAGAACUUGUUAGUGGUAGAAAGCCAGUAGGAGAGUUUGGUGAUGGCGUAGACAUUGUUCAAUGGGUACGGAAAAUGACAGAUUCAAAGAAGGAAGGAGUUCUCAAAAUCCUGGACCCCAGACUCUCUUCAGUUCCACUCCAUGAGGUGAUGCAUGUGUUCUAUGUCGCGAUGCUCUGUGUUGAAGAACAAGCUGUAGAGCGCCCAAAAAUGCGCGAAGUUGUCCAAAUCCUUACAGAACUCCCAAAACCACCCUCCUCAAAACAGGGAGACUCCACAGUCAGUGAGUCCUCACCAUCACCAGCCACCGCCAUUGACUCUCUUAGUCCUAACACAACCAAGAACCCAAAAGACCAUCAACAACCGCCUCAAUCGCCACCACCGGAUCUUCUCAGCAUCUAAAGUAAUAACAUGUUUUGGAGGAGUGCUAAGUAUUUGCUUCUUCUAAAUUUCAUGAAUCAUGGUAGUUAUUUAUUACUUGUUGGUGUUCUUUUAUUUUCACUACUUUUUGGUGGGUGGGGGGAUUUGCUCUAACUUUAAGGCGUUUGAAAGCUUUUUUGUGUACAGUAGGAUUGGUGGGGAGGGGGUAUUAUUUACUUGUAAACUUUUGUAUUCUUCAUCUCAUCAGUGCUGCCAUUCUGCCGUGUUAAAACUGUUGUA